GUGCGGUAUAUUAUUUUAGUUAUUUAAAGCUACAAUUUUUCACAGAUUUACACGUAAAAAACAUUUAAAUACGCCCCCGCUCAGACCCGCAGUAUGGUACCAGCAACUAAUUAUUCAUUUUUUUUUUUUUGUUUUUAUGUAAGCGUGUUCAUUGAAAUGUUCGCGGUUAUAGAUCUCGAACAGAAUUGCUGGCAUUGCGUACGUGUACUAUUCCCCGGGCACGCCAGACGCGUUUGUUACACUACAGGGUCGUUUCAACAACAGGUGACAGCGAUCGAUGAAAAACGUAGCGGGUUCUGUUAUUCAGCCCGAUCGUAUAUUAUCAUCUGUCGCCGGUAUUUACUGUUGUUUUUUAUACACACCGUAAUAAUGCAUAUGCAUAGCAACGUACGAGUACGUAUGGUGUGCGUGCACAGGACCAAAGGUUAUCCAGUGAUCAGAACGUGAUGUACGUUAAACGUUCUAUGUUUUGUGUCGGUUGUUUGUCGA
Messenger RNA from Sipha flava (yellow sugarcane aphid), 489 nucleotides. RefSeq lists its product as uncharacterized. The transcript has 2 exons. The coding region runs from base 94 to 447 and encodes 117 amino acids. The record is from RefSeq and is a predicted model, not a curated record. Lineage: Eukaryota; Metazoa; Arthropoda; Insecta; Hemiptera; Aphididae.